CUUUUGUAAGGGUUCUAGAACGGUUCCUGUGCUGUAACGAAUUCCUUGGGUCUUUGGGGAUAUUGCAUUGAAAACCCAACAUUUGAGAUUGAUACAAGAUAUUACUUUCAGUAGUUUGGGAGGGCCAGGGGUGAGAGCAGCGCCAAAGAAGUUCGUAAUGUUCGUGACGUAAAUCGACACCUUGACUAAUGUGCAUUACAAAACAUCAGCACAACCAGAGGAUCUUCCUUUUGACCGCGUGGCCGUGAAGGCGUGAAAGGUUGGCAAACGCUCGUCGGCGAGGUGGGAAAAUAAGGUUGAUUUUUAUUUUUAUAAAAGGUGCGCAGUACACGUAUGAAUCUGUUUGUGUGCAUGUAAGCUUAAAGUUCCAAUUCAGUUUGCAGCAACCUACAGUACGCAUGAUACUAGCGAUUUUCAUAAUUUAUAGCCUUGCUUUUAAGCUUAAUUGUCUCUAUUUAAAAUAUAUUCUAACCGAAUUCAAACUUUCCGAGCUCUUAUUAUGGAGAGGCGUAGAGAUGAAAAUUCUGCAGAUAUGUCCAGUGUUUACUUGUCUUUAAGCUUAAGCUAAAGUUAUGCCUUAUUGAGGUAAAAGAGAACUUUUAACUCAAAAUCUAAACGAGGCUAACAGUCGUUGUUUGGUUCGUUGGGGUAAUUUCGCCUCCAAUUUUAAUACGCUGAUUUAUAAAGAUAGGUGUUCAGCUUAAACCCAAACGUUCUACUUGAAUCACAAACUCUUCAAACGACUCGCACAGUACGCAAUCUGCUGUCAAGAAUACUGCAGCUUUCAUUUGUUUUGAAGGCUCUUAAAAUUGUUCCCUGCAUGUUGUAACGGUACAAUAUAUUAUUUAUCGUUUUUUCUCUAAGGAUAAAUCACCCCAACAUUUUUAGGAUUAGUCUAAACCAGCCGGCCACGCUCUAAUCUUUAUAGUUUAUACAGCGCAAUUUUCACAUGCUUCAAAUGGCAGGUGUAGUCCGUGAAGGUGUUUUUAUAGCAGCUUUCUAAAGCUUCUAGAAUGUCGAAGCAAAGAAAGGGAGACUUUAAUUCAUAACAGAAGGUUUGUUUUCACCAGAGUCUUCGAAUCCGAAAGAGAAUACGCCAAUUAAAUUUAUUAUUUAGUGGCCUUCAUCCUCCCUUGGCUUUCAAAUAUUUUGCUGAAUCAUCUCACUAUUAUUAUAAUCUUCACACUCAGCUGGCGUUCUUUACAUGAUGUCAAUUUUGAUUUUAGCUCACUUGUGAAAGUGUCCCACAUCGUUUAAAAAAACAUUCACACAUAACUUUUCGUGGGUUUACUAGUGAACUUUUUUCGAGUGCAUGGAAGGUUUGUUGUUAACCUAAAAAGUGCUGUAUAUGUUUGCAUGAUUAACCUGUCCAAAUAUAAUUCCUAAUUUAUUUUGCUGUAAAAAUUAGUUUGCAGUACACUUGAACCUGUCAGGCAGAUGUCGCUGUUUUCCUGCGAUACUGAUGAAUACGAGGUUGUGAUAAUAGGUAAGCUGUACCUUAAAUAGUUUAUAAACCAUAUAUAACCAAAUUUUCAUGUUUGGCAGUGUCUACAAGAGGUCACUACCUGCCAUCCAUGCAUUUUGCAAUAUACUUGCAUGUAUGAUUAGGCAAUUUCUUAAUAAGUUUUUGUUGCAUGAAUGAUUCAGUACACCACUUUGCCAUGGAAAAUUAAAGGGUCUCAAAAGUUAUUUUUGGCAAGCCCAAGUAUGUCUAACCUUAUAUAUUUUAUUUCAUUUAAGUUCUCCACAUUCAUCUAGGAGCAAAAGAAAAACUCUUAUUAGAACUUAUUUCAGUUAGGAAAAUAAAUAUCACUUAAGCUCUUCCAUUGCCAAAUGUAAAUAAACCUAGCACUGAUUAUAUUCAAUUGAUAUAAAAUGCAUAAUUUUGUUUGAACUUUGGAAAUGGAAAAUAUUAAUUAAUAUUAAAUUAUUAAGACUACUAAAAUAAUAUAACAGGGCUUUAACUCCCAUCUAUAAUAAUGUUGUUGUUUCUUUUUGUACACUGUAGUAGGGAAUGGAAUUUCUAAUCUAAGGAAACUGAACAGGGGAAGCUCAUACACCAAAAGCUUGUCAUGCAUACUUAAUACACCUGCCAAUGCAUUUCCACCAAAUCAUAAACAUAUGCACAAGAAAAUAAAAGGUAGACUUCAAGCCAAGGACACUCCCACAUUCAUUGAUUUGGGUCUAUAAUCUAGUUUUCUGUGGUAUGAAGCUCUGGGAAGCAUUUUGCCUCCUGCUUAUCAAGGAUGCUUAAUUCCAACAUAGGGUUACCCCCCUGAGUUAUCGUGUUACUGGUACCUUUCUAUUGUACACCUUGGUGGGCAGACAGCUAUGUAAAGCAAAGUGUAUUCUUUUGUGGCCAAGUGUGGAUUCCCUUGCCAGGAUCUGACAUCCUGCAUAUUUAAACCUCUGCAGAAUAUUCUCCUACAAGAGUACAGAUUGUGUGCAUUUUCUUGGUGAAUCGCUUGAUGACAGAAAUCAUUUACAAAGGGUGUACUUGCAUAUGGUUUUUUCUUUAAUAACAUUUUCUUAGGGCAAAUUAUCUUAACAGAGACUGGCUUGCAAAAAAAAAAUGGAUGCGAAAGCUGGACAGGUGUUGUCAUAGUCUAAAAAAUCAUUCAAAUGGAGAAAAAUGUUGUCGUCCUUUUUAUAUCCCUUCUAAAUAUAUAUAAUAAGGAAGGUAAAAGAGAGAUUGAAGGGCAUGGUUAAUAUUUGAGGGAGGAACUUAUUUACUAGUUUCACGACCUUGCCACCUAUUUCAUGGGAGGUGGCUUGUAAGGAACAAUGUGUAGGCGCAGUCUUUCCAUUUUAUGAAAAUUACGCACAAUGUACGGAUAUUACUGCUCUAAAAAUAAGUCUGGAUUUUCGAACUAUUAUUAACAAUUUUGAAUUGUUAUUGCAGGAAAUGGCCCGAAUGCACUGAGUUUGUCUUAUAUACUAUCUGGAAAUGUGCCAUACUACAUCCCACACCAGCAUCCAAACACCCUUCUAGACCAGAAACUCUGUGAGGAACGUGGGAAAUCAUUGCUGGACAAUGUAAGUACAAACUUGUUAAUCUUUACCAAAAGAUAAUACAGUGAAACCGGUAUUAAGCAGACACCCUGUAUUAAGCAGACAAAUAUCUCUGAGUGUGUGUUUUAAACGUUUCUUCCCAUAUUUUAAGUACAGUCAACACCCAAUAACUUGAACCUUCAAGGGAAAUCUAAGCUGAUAACUUGAUUACUUUUCUCCUCUCCACCAUUUUCAGGAUUUGGAGUAUUUGAGCGAGGGUUUGGAAGGACGCUCUUUCAAUCCUGUUGCAUUAUUGUUUGAUCAGUUGUUACGCCCUGAAGCUGACCUUGGUAAAGACCAGGGAUCAUGUCUCAAGUGGCAUCACCAUCCAAGUAAAGCCAUUAAGCACCUUGUCCUUGGGAGUGGUCCACCAGGGGGAUGCUGGCACAACAUGCAGGGCUCUCAGCUUACUUUAAGUCUUAACAACUGGCUUGAGUUACCAGGGUGCGACUUCCAAGACUGGCUAAGGGACCACAGAUCUUCUACAGUGAGAAAGCCAUGCAACCUUGUGACCAAUGGGGUAAAAAGUGAUGGAUACAACUAUGAUCGAGCUACAACCAGCCAUAUCGCUGAGUAUUACAAGGACUAUGUCGAAAAUACCAACAUUGAAGGAAACUUUUGGAGUGAUUCAGAGGUGUUGUCUGUAAAGCGCGUGCUUCAAGCGGAUUGUACCAAUUGCCACUGUCGAACGACUGAUGUUCAAAGAGAUGGUUGUUGGGAGAUCAGAGGUGUAAGGACGACUGACAGUGGAGGUUGUGAACCUUUCAUUGUCCAUGCAUACAAUGUUGUUCUUGCUACUGGAAACCGAUUCCCUAAAGUUCUUGGUAUUCCGGGAGAAAAAUUGCCAUUUGUUUACCACAAGAUGGAUCUGAUUGACAGAUAUUUAAAUGAGCUUGCAGAUUCUCCACUGUCAAUGGAUCCUUGUCUAGUUGUUGGCGCAGGCUUGUCAGCAGCAGACUGUGUUCUAGCUCUGCGAAACAAAGGCAUUCCUGUUAUACAUGUGGUCCGCAAGAAUGCAAACGAUCCCAAAAUCAUUUACAAUCAACUCCCAGGUGUGGUUUAUCCAGAGUAUUACAAAGUUGGCCAGAUGAUCAAGGGAGAUGUAACAACGGCAUAUGGCAAAGAUGCUAUGUAUACCCCCUUUACCAAAACCACCUUGGUAGAAAUUCGUAAGAACAAAGAGUGCAUCUUAAAAAAGGCUGAUGGAUCUCUGUUUAAGCAAAAGGUCUCAAAUGUUUUUGUCCUGAUUGGUGCUAAACCUGAUCUGUCCUUCUUACGUGGAGUCAAAUCACUUGGAGCUAAGCCCAUGAAACCAGUCGACAGCAAAGAGAAUCCUAUUGACAUCAAUCCGUUUACUUACGAGUCUGUGAAUGAGCCUGCUUUGUUUGCAGUAGGGCCACUUAUUGGGGACAAUUUUGUUCGGUUUGGUAUGGGUGGGGCAUUAGGUAUAGCAAGUCAUUUUAUGAGAGAAGAAGAAUAAAUUAAUAUAAAUAUUCAAAUAAUGGACUAAACUAUUUAUACUAAGCGUGUAAGAAAAUAUUGCACUGCUAAACCAAAAAAGACAAGGAAUGUUGCACUUAAGUAGUUUGAAUAGGUAGAACAUUUUUUAAAUUUUUUACUUUGUAUAAUUGAAUCAUUGUGAUGUUAGAAUAUUAAAAAUGUUUCCACCUAGCAAUGUAACUACACAUUCACCAUAACAUUAUUUAAAAACCAUUGAACUUUCUCUAGCACAGUUUUUUCCCUACAUUUGAGAACACGAGGAACAAGGUUUCUUUUUGUAUGUUUUGUUAGUUGAGCGUUUUUUUUUUCUUGUCAAUAUCAGAAUAUAAUAUUGAUAGGAUAUUUUUGUCUCCUCUGGUUCAUGUGGUUCGAUCUAUAUCUUCAUAU
Porites evermanni is the source of this 4938-nucleotide messenger RNA. The record is from the annotation of a GenBank genome assembly. Lineage: Eukaryota; Metazoa; Cnidaria; Anthozoa; Scleractinia; Poritidae.